AUAAUGAUAAACAAAAAUUUCAAAUGUCUGAUAUACAAAAAACUUGUGUAGAUGAUAAUGGCUGGACAUCAUAAAUCAAAUAAAAUUGGAUAUUGUAAUAGUUUCAAAUGUUUUCGUCGACCUGUUGUACCAUUUUUAGUAUCAAAAACACAAAAUAUAAACAUUCCUAUACGAUUUAAUCAUGAUAUUCUAAAUGAUAUAUUAAUAAAUGCACAAAAACAAUGUUACACUUUUUCAUCUAAGUCAGAAGCUUUUAAAAAUGUAGGAACACAAACAGAUUAUCGAGAUAGUGAAGCACAAACUAUUCCUUGGGAACCAUCAUACAGAAUUAAAUUAGGACAUAAUCCUGAAGUAUUAUCAAUAGUACAUUUAACUUGGAAUCAUGGAUUACAAAUUGGAAAUCAUGAAUUAGAAAUUAUUAAUAGAAUAAGAAAAAAAAGAGCAUGGGAAGCAAUUUUGCCUCCUAUGGAUACACAGGCUAAUAUAAAAAAAAGAACAGCUAUAAUAAAUGCAUUAGAAGUAGAUGAAUGGGCAUUUAGAGAAUCGGAAAUUCAAGCAAUAAUGGAUUACAGACUUGAAUUAAUGAAUGAAAUAUCUAAAUCAUAUGAAUAUGCAAAACAAAAAAAAAUUCAAGAUCGUUUAGAUAGAUUGACAAAUCUUUUAUCUCUGCGUAGAGAUAAAGAAGUAAAUUCAAUUAAACAUAAGCUUAGAAGAGAAUUAAGAAAAUUAUAUAAAAGACAUCAAGAAAAAUCACAACCAUUCAAACGUGAUAUUAUUAAAGAACAUGCAAAUCCAUCUUCUGAAUUAUAUGCACCACAAAUGCGUUAUGGCGAACAUCCUCAAAGAAGACAUGAAAUAAUAGAAAAAGAAUUAUUAGGAGAAAGUUUUAUUGAAAAUGUAACUGAAAUAAAUACUUUACCAAAAUGGCUUCCAACAUAUGAACAACUAAGUGUAGUAGAAGCUAAACCUAAAUCAGAUGAUCUAUGUAUUAGAGCAACAAGAUGGACAAAAGAAAAAUUAAUUCAGUUACAUUCUGACUUAAAAGCAAUAAGAUUAAGUACUAUAUAUGUGACAAUAGAUGCACCAGUAUUAUUAAAGCGCAAGUAUAAAAUGCCAUCUUUACCUCCUACACCAUAUAAAACAACUAUAGAAGAUAUAACAAAUAUACGUCUGCAUCAAUUGUCUACACUUAUUCAAAAAAUAGUUAGAGGAAGAGCUAUUCAAUGCAUGAUGUUUGAAGGUCGCAAUAGAUGUAGAGAAUUAAUUGAAGAAUUACAAUCGUCUUAUGGAUUAGAAGAAUAUAGUAAAAAACAAAAUCAAAAAGAAAAACAGCAUACAUUAGAAUUACAAGAAUUACAAAACGAAAAAUCUUUGCAAGAUGAUCGUUUAUGUGAAAUCUUAAAUUCUUUAGAAGGAAUGACUUUAUCAGGAAUGCUAGAUUUUCUUACUAAAGAAUUAAUAAGAUUAGAAGAUGAACGUCAAAUACAUGCUUUUGCAUUAUUAGCCGAAAGAAAAAGAGCUCUCAGAGAAGCAGCAGAAGCUGGAAAACGUCAGUUAGAAUAUAAUCGUCGCAGAGAAUUUGACGAAAUAUUUAAACAAAUUAUAAAAAUUAAUCAAGAUUCUGUAGAAACUUAUUUAGAAGAUAUAAUAAAAGAAGGUAUUGAAUGGGUAUCCGAUGAAGCAACUAAAGCAUAUAUUUCAGAAUUGUGUGAUACAAUAGACAAUGUAUCAAAAGUUGCACGUGACAAUGAAACAAAAUUAGCAGAAGAAGAAAUGAUAGCUAAUAUGAUUUACAAUUUUGUAUUACCAGAAAUAGAAAAAACUACUUUACGAAAAAAUAUAAGAGAAAAGCAACAAGUUUAUUUGCAAAAUGCUCAUGCUGUAAUCUAUAAUAAAAUAUUGAACUUAUCAUCUGUUGAAGAUAAAAAUUAA
Apis laboriosa (Himalayan honeybee) is the source of this 1932-nucleotide messenger RNA. RefSeq names its product cilia- and flagella-associated protein 91-like. The transcript is spliced from 8 exons. The record is from RefSeq and is a predicted model, not a curated record. The coding region runs from base 52 to 1932 and encodes 626 amino acids. Lineage: Eukaryota; Metazoa; Arthropoda; Insecta; Hymenoptera; Apidae.